This is a messenger RNA of Uncinocarpus reesii 1704, 513 nucleotides long. RefSeq lists its product as uncharacterized. NCBI's taxonomy places the organism in Eukaryota, Fungi, Ascomycota, Eurotiomycetes, Onygenales, Onygenaceae. Bases 1 to 513 code for a protein of 170 amino acids. The transcript has 2 exons. The record is from RefSeq and is a predicted model, not a curated record.
AUGUCCAAUUGGCGCGCAGAGUAUUAUGCCGCGCUUGGAGUCCGCGAUGAGCGCGAAAAGGCGAAUACAUCACUCUACAACGCCUACACACGUCUCGCCGACCGCACCGGCAACCUAGAGUCCAACCUCAUUACCCCCGCUACACCUUCAACUCCAACCCCCCCGCCGACAACCCCCUCGAGGCAACCAAGCAGACGGGAUAUACCCCCCGCACAGCUCCCCAACAUCGCGGACACCCUAACAACUGCGCGACACGACCUCGCUGAAGCACAGCGCUCGCGUACAGAGCUCCUAGCGCGAUUGAAAAAGACAACAGAGGAGCUAGAAAGCGCAAAGAGGAAAGCGUCGCUGGAUAACAAGAAAGUUCUAGAUUUGUCAGUGGAACGAACGCAGCUGCAGCAGCGGCUGAAAGAUCGAGACGAGGAACUUCGGGGAAAGGCAAAGCUGUUAGAUGUGAGGAUGCCUCUCUAUUCUUCCUGCGCUUUUUUACCGUUCUUCCAUGGCCGAUUCUGA